This is a messenger RNA of Sorghum bicolor (sorghum), 1493 nucleotides long. Its product is annotated as tubby-like F-box protein 1. Lineage: Eukaryota; Viridiplantae; Streptophyta; Magnoliopsida; Poales; Poaceae. The record is from RefSeq and is a predicted model, not a curated record. Bases 115 to 1197 code for a protein of 360 amino acids. The transcript is spliced from 4 exons.
GUGGUGGAGUGGAGGCGUGGAGAGCCCCGAACGCGGUUUUGAGUACACAAGCGAGCGAAAAAAGAGGAAGAGAGAGAGAAAAGAAAAGGAGAGGCCCGCGACUGUAGUGGGGAGAUGUCUCGGCAUGCUGCCCCGGCGGCGCCGCCGCCGCUACCGGAGCGCGGCGAGAUGGACGAGGUGGUAGAGGCGGACCCGGAUGCGGAGGCGGAGGAUCAGGAGGAGAGGUGGGCGAGGCUUCUGCCGGAGCUGCUCUCCGACGUGGUGCAGCGCGUCGAGGCGUCCGGCGGCGAGCGGUGGCCGGCGCGGAAGGACGUCGUCUCAUGCGCCUGCGUGUGCCGCCGGUGGAGGGAGGCCGCCGUCGCUGUCGUGCGCCCGCCGGCGGAGUCCGGCAAGAUCACCUUCCCCUCAUCGCUCAAGCAGCCAGGGCCAAGGGAGAGCCCAAUGCAGUGCUUUAUCAAGCGGAAUAAGAAGAACUCUACAUUCUACCUCUACCUUGGCUUCACAAGUUCACCUGUGGAUAAAGGGAAGUUUCUCAUGGCUGCUAGAAGAUUUAGGCGUGGUCCCCAUACUGAGUACAUUAUAUCUCUUGAUUCAGAGGACUUAUCACAAGGGAGCAAUGCAUACAUGGGGAAACUGAGAUCUGAUUUCUGGGGGACAAACUUCAAAAUAUACGAUAGCAAGCCACCAUAUGAUGGUGCUAAAGCAUCAAGUAGUCGAUCUAGUCGUCGUUUCGGAAGCAGAAGGAUCAGUCCCCAAGUAUCAGCUGGCAACUAUGAAGUUGGACAGGUUUCAUACAAAUACAACUUGCUCAAAUCCAGAGGCCCCAGGAGAAUGUAUUGCACUCUUGAAUGCCCUUCAGCCCAAGAGACUUGGGAAAACUCACUCAAGACAAAGUUCAGGAGGCCCUUGGGGCCCACGACUUUACGAAAUAAAGCACCCCGCUGGCAUGAGCACCUGCAGUGCUGGUGCUUAAACUUCCAUGGGCGGGUAACAGUUGCAUCAGUCAAGAAUUUCCAGCUUGUGGCUGCUGCCGACCCCAGUGACCCUACUAGCAGCGUGGAUGAUGAAACGGUUCUGCUGCAGUUUGGUAAGGUCGACGAAGAUAUGUUCACAAUGGAUUACCGGCAACCACUCUCCGCGUUCCAAGCCUUUGCCAUCAGCCUCAGCAGCUUUGGGACCAAGCUAGCCUGUGAAUAGUGAUACAGUUCGAUGCUCUUCGUGUGGCUAUAUGGUCUGUGGUUGCUUGCAUGCUUGUUGUUGUUACUAUACUACGUCAUCUUUUUUUUUAGUUGAGUAUCGAUGUACCAUUUGUACCAUGCUGUUGUACAAGAGAUGUACUGUACUGUUAUGUCGUCAAAAGGACUUGUUCAAGAAGGAAAUUCUGUGUUAUGAACUUUUGCUCUGGUUCCAUGCAAAAAGACAUUCCAAUGUACAUAUGUUCAUGGUGAACUGAUACUUUUUCCCCUUGAUAAAUAUCAUGUUUUGUUUGGAUA